UGCACGACUGUAUUUUAACAAGUUGCAUAUGUAAGCUGACAGUUCCUGCAAGCAAGUGUGACGCGCUCAGCACCAGUACUCUGGAACUUCCAGUGACUGAAAUGAUUUUGCAUACCACCCUGUACUACUUCCGCACUCCCAGACAAGGCUGCCCGAUUGAUUGCGAGUGCCUUAGAGGCCGUAUAUCAUGACCGCCUCCCAAUUUCGGACUGGGAUAACAAUGAUUUCGCUUUCAUGAAGGCGGUCACACAGUCAAUUAAAUUUGACUUCGACAGACUGAGGUGGAAGGGUCCCGCGGAAUCGGAUAAUGGGACGACGAAAACACAGUGGUUUGUUGUAGAGGCGUUGGCAGCUCACAUACAAGCAGAGAAGGAUGCAGCAUCAGUACGAGCAUUGAAGGAUGGCGAGAACGCCGAUGACGUGCUGGCGAAGUUGGACGAUGGCCGUGCAUUUUUGAUGAGCUAUUUAGGUCUCGACAACAAAGCGGGCCCACUCUCCAAAUACUUUGUAUGAAAGAUUGAUGGCCUGUUUAUAGUCCUAGGUUUACGGUUGUAUGAGGUAAAAGUGUAUUUGUGAAGUAUGUCAGACCUAAAUGAGCAUGACGUGACGAGAAACUACCAAGUAAUAAAGCAUGGUAUUACUUACUUACAUAAGUGGCGGACGAUGCGAACGCUCCCACCACAACGGUUCCCGAC
Messenger RNA from Suillus paluster, 695 nucleotides. RefSeq lists its product as uncharacterized. Bases 235 to 513 code for a protein of 92 amino acids. The transcript has 2 exons. NCBI's taxonomy places the organism in Eukaryota, Fungi, Basidiomycota, Agaricomycetes, Boletales, Suillaceae. The record is from RefSeq and is a predicted model, not a curated record.